CGGAAAGGAGGAAAGGGGGCAUCCGAACUGCACAGCCGUCGCGAGUCCGCAGCAGUCAGACGAGCAACCGAUUCCAAGCAAGGACGUGUUCUUUCCUCGACCAACACUUUCGUCCAACAGUCAUCUUCUGAACGAUGACGAUAACAACACUAUUGAGCAAGAUGGUAAAGCGGCCCACAUCAGGCCUGACCAGCAGAACGCAGCUGACCGGCUACCUGCUAUUGGGCCUCAUCUGUUCGGGCGCCAUUGCACCAGCCAUGAGCUACCCGGGCAGCGACUUCAACCCCGCUCUCAUCCACGAAGCCAGGCAGGCGCAUGCGCAAGCAAUCCACACCAGCUCCUAUGAGCCACACCAGCCCCAUCCGCAGUACCACCACCCGGCACCAGAGGCCAGGAAGUUCGCCGAAAAGCCCAACGCCAGCAAAAAGGUGCAGGCGCUCGAGGACAGGAACGAUCUCGAUGAUAUACAGACCAAUCAAAUUCAGGAUGCUGGUGGCUUCUCAUGGAGCAACAUGCUGGGAAUGGUGAUGCAACUGCUGUUUAGCCCAGGCAGCGUGCAACAGGGACCAACCAAAUCUGACAGCCUUGACACCGACACGGUAAACAAUCAUCAACUAAAAUUUAAAACUAAUAAAAUUACGAAUGGAAAUUACUGCUCAUGGUUGCAGGUAAAAAAGCAUUGCAUUGGUAGAUCGGGAAUCCUGGCCGCCGUUCUAUCAGCUGUCCUCGGAUCAAAAGACCCGGACCAAGUAGCAACCAUGGCUAAGCAGGCUGGAGAGUUUAUCAACAUUGUAGUGAACUUGCUGGACGCCCUGAAAACCUCAUUCAGUCACAGGUCAUUGGCAGCGCGCUCAAUUGGCAAGAAGGACUCAGUAUCUGAAGCAGCCGUUGCUGGUUUGACAUUACUCAAGGGCUAUGUGAGGACAAUGAAGACGGCAGAUGACAACUGUAUGCAGAGAUACAUGUGCGAAGCCAACCGCGAGUGCUCAAGCCAGAAUGGAAGCGCCAUCUACUGUCAAUUGGGAACAUACGCAACCAGUUUCAUCCUUCAGCGAUCGAGUUCCUCGCCGUUCGACGCGUUCUACGAGGCCGGCAGGAGGGGACGAAGUGGCGACGAUUGCCAACAACUCUACCUUGCCUGCAACGAAGUCUAAUCCAACCGCAAACUAUCACGUUUAUUUAUUGAGAACCAAUCGUGCCGAUUUCAACAAACAAGGAGCGGUGCAUGCACUAACGAACUAUUCAACUAUUUAUUGUGUGUUGUGCCCCUCAAUUAUCUUUAUUUGAUAGCGAUAUAGAAUAAAUUAAUUUUCUCUAGACUGAUUGAUGGAUUAAGAACUCUAUAGAAAACUGGAAAAUUAUUUAUGGAAACGUGUUGAGAAGUAAUGUAAAAAAACUGGGACUCCAACAAGAUGAUACAUUAUUAUUUAUUUUGAAAAAAUGUAACUAUAAUCUCUUAUAAAGUUGAACUGAGAUGUUGAGAUCUUAUCUUGGAUAGUACAGAGCAUGUUGGAAGACUUCAGUUGUUGUGCUGGUCUGAUUGUGAAUGAAUCUAUUUAUUUAUUUUAUAUUUAAAAAUAAUAUUUAUGAUUUCGAUAAGGAUUAUUCUAAGCAGUCAUAGUUUCGUAUCAUAUCAAAUCAUUCGAUUUUUCCUUAUCAUCCAUCAUGUAUCAUUUACAUUUCACUUCAUUUUCACAUUCGUAAUUUUUCAUGAAAACAUUUUUACAUUAAAUCAUUGCCCACUAAAAUAUCAUCUUUCCAUUGUUCAUCUCGUCUCUAUUACCAUAUCCAUUUCAUCUUAUCAUUCUCAUUUUCCAUUUCAUCUCAUCAUUUUAAUUUUCCAUUUCAUCUCAUCUUUUUAAUUUUCCAUUUCAUAUCAUCAUUUUCAUUUUCAAUCUCAUCUCAUUAUUUUCAUUUUCCAUCUCAUCUCAUAAUUUUAAUUUUUCAUUUCGUCUCAUCAUUUUCAUUUUCCAUUUCAUUUCAUCAUUUUCAUUUUCUAUGUCAUCUCAUUAUUUUCAUUCUCCAUCUCAUCUCAUCAUUUUCAUAUCCUAUUUCAUCUCAUUCCUUUGAUUUUCAUUCAUGUUGUCAUAAAACCAUGUAAAUCGUUCUCAUUAGUAAUUAGUUCACCCUCAUCUCAUACAAUAAUUUUCAAUGUUAUCAUUGUCAUGAAAAUUAAAAUGUAAAACGAUGAACAAAGUGUAAUAUUCCUCAUUUUUAAUUAGGUAUUGAAUUGGAAUAUUAUAUUCUGUGAAUGUUUUUUUUUAUAAGAUUGGAAUAUACAAAUUGUCCGAUAAUUGAUUGCUCAAUUUCUAUAAUCAUACAAGAAAAAUUGAAGUAAAAAUGAAUUUUCAUCAAGACCGAGGUUUUGUAUCUACUGUUUUUAGGAGGUAUCAACUAAUUGAUAAUAUAUAACAUAGGUAAAUCACAGUACAAGUACAUUCCACAUUUUAUUCUAGUAUUUAUACUACAAAUAGUAUUUAGAUUUAGAAUUAAUAGUAGCUUCACAUGGAGAAGUUUGUAAAACGGUUAGAACGCAUAAAAAUGGUUUGGUAAUAGUUAUGACAUUGAUAUAUCUUCAAAAAUCGUUAUUUUCAUUUUGUUAAAUUACAAAAUAUACAUUUUCCCUUCAAUCAGUGGAGACUAUAAGGUUUAAAUUUUAUUGUUGAAGGGGAAGUAAGUAUGAUUUACAUUUUUGGAUUAAUUUGUAGAUAUAUCAGUGAGAAUAGCCUCCAUUAGAUCAUCUAUAUUACAUCUCAGGAAUUUCACAAAGUAUGAUUUAUUACAGUAAUCUGGAAAAUUUAAGAAAUAACUGAUUGUAGAAGGAUUAAGGGUGAUAGGAUUACUCAACAAAAUAGUAAUCAGAGCAAGAGUUUAUACUGUUUAAAUUAUAAUAUGCUGAGAAAUUAGAUUUCUUGAAUGAUCAGUUUGAGAAGAGGAUUACGUAUUAAAUUAUACUUUGCUGAAAAAGUGAGUUGGUAUUUAUACGUUCUUAUAUACGGUAAUUAUUUCUGUGCGGAAGUUUAAGAAAUAGAAUAAAUCUUCAUUUUAGAAUAAUUGGUGAGGCUCUUUGAACCUUUGGAUCUUUGAAUACUGCCUUAAAAACCAAUUUUGGAGCCCAUUUAUAUCUAGCAAUUUAUUGCAAGUGGAACUUCAAGUCCAACAAGACGUAAAGGAUUUCAUUUUCAAGACUUUUACUAUUUUACUACACUCAAAUAAGACAAAUUAAAAAUACUUAAAAAGUUCUUAUAAAUAUCAACUUGCUUCUUAGUGUUAAGUUAAGUUUAGAUAAUACGGUAUACAUGUAGACAUAAAAAUGUGCCUAAUGGUGGGAUGUUAAAAAAAUUACUUAAACAUUACAGAAUCAGUGAUUAUCUGAAAAAUUAGGCUUACAAUCUUGAACGGAUUAAGUUUGCACAGUUCGGUAAUAAAGUUGAAGGAAACUCCUUAGCAGUUUUAUAAAAGGGAAUGCCACAGUAGGAUGUUAGAGACGUAAAAGAAUAAUACUGUAGUUGAAUGAUGAUAAAAAUACUACAAUUUUUAUAUUCCAAUCUUAUAAAUCAUCCAAUCAUUUUCAUAAUCAUCUGCAUUAUCAUUUUUACAAGAAUCUAAUGAAAUAAUUUUAAUUUUUCCUUCUAGAAGUGAAUUAUAAUUGAUUAUUUAAUCGACUUGGUAACCCAACGAUAUCAACUUGACUGGGUUCGACAUUAUUUUCCUAUUCUUGUUAUUUAUUCGUAAUAAUAAAUUUAUUGUUGAUGAUGUUGUUUUAUUAGCUUAUAAUAAAGUGUGUAUGAUGUAUUAUUGAACAUAGUCAAAUUAUGUACAUGUGUGAGAGAAUUAAUAAAUCAUUUGAAAAAAUA
Messenger RNA from Nilaparvata lugens (brown planthopper), 3857 nucleotides. RefSeq lists its product as uncharacterized. The coding region runs from base 135 to 1154 and encodes 339 amino acids. The transcript is spliced from 8 exons. Lineage: Eukaryota; Metazoa; Arthropoda; Insecta; Hemiptera; Delphacidae. The record is from RefSeq and is a predicted model, not a curated record.